GUGAGAGGGAGGAAGGAAAUAGUUUGCUAGUUGAACUGUGGCUCAAUGUAAAUCUAUAGCAGUGCAAUACGGACACUUUAUAAAGAGUGUAUCCUAUUAUUCUAGCCUAUUUUGUCUUGUCUGUCAACUCUUAUACAAUGUAGUCCUGAAAAGUUUGAGUUAAACUUAGUGACAUAGAUUAUGGUCAAAGAGCCUUUUGUUUUUUAUUAAAUAGGAACUUAAAAGGAUCUGGAAAAAGCAGAAGCAACCCACCAAAAUAGGAAAUGAGCAUAACAGUCACACACAACUGCUGCAAAACGCCAUCAGAAAAUCUAUAAUAACAUUUGAAAUAUAAAAAAAUAGACUUACGAAUCACCCAAGAAGUCAUGGAAUUGAAUGGAGCCAUCAGUGGUUUCUGCGUGGAAGUUGGGGAAGACAUCUCCGAGCAGCAACCCCGGCAUCUUCUUCACAGCAGGCGAUCAGCGCGCAGGCGCAGUAACAGGAGUAAUGACAGGCUGCGUUUGAAGGGGAACAGCGGGUGGGCGGUUCCCUCUGUUUGACCACUGUGCUGUGCACCACAUGGAACUAUAUUCGUUUGUCGAUUUCCAGUGAGGAAACCAUAGCUUGUUAUUUCAUAAACACAAGGGGCACUGGGUCAUCAUGAUUUUUGUUGAAUUGCAGUUUUUGUUCCAUGCUUAACUUUUAGUGCACGCUAUCGGGAAUAACAAUAACACUAUAACAACCAACAGAAACCCACAGUGUGGAAACGUUUAGAGAUGUCCUCUUGGUAGGCUACUGUAAUAGGGUUUAUUUCCGUCCUGUAUAGUGCGUCUCCUCGGUGUCCCACGUGACCAGACCGGCCCAGGGCAGAAUUAAUCAGAAUUUAAUUUUAUUUCUCCGGACCAUGUCGCCUCUCUCUGGACGCCAACGUUUUACGCGCAACAGACUGAACAAGUGAUACAAUUCAAUUUCGAGCGACUUUUGGUGAAAGUUUGUGAGGAACAAACAUGAUCAACACUAGGAGGAACAGUUGUCGUGGAAGUAUUUCUGGAAACAGUGGCCCAGCGACUCACUGUAGAUAUGAGGUUUCGACCUCUGCGCGCCGCCGGUCUCUGUCCGAGGGCCCUGCGCGCCGCAGGGGCUCCAGCUGCGCCUACUCUGUCUUUGGACCACCGAGCGACGAUUACGCGUCAAGUCUGAAACAGACGAUAUUCACCAUCACGAUCCGGUUCAUGUUGGCAGUGGAUUUGUGGAUCUCAAAGAAACUGGGCGUGUGUGCCUGCGAGGGGUCUUCUUGGGGGGGGAUUCGGCCCCUGGUGAGACUCGUGGAAAUCUCUGGACACGGGAUCCCCUGGUUUAUUGGCACACUGUACAGUCUCCUGCGUGGGGAGACCAUCGCGGAGAAGGAGAUCAUGUUGAAUCUCGCUUUCGCUCUGCUGCUGGACCUUCUGCUGGUCAGAGUGGUGAAGAGGUUUGUUCGACGCCGUGUCCCGCCGCAGACCCGCUCCGACAUCUUCUCCUCCUUCUUCGUGGAGCGCUACUCCUUCCCGUCGGGCCAUGCGUCACGGGCCGCCAUGUGCGCCCGCUUCAUCCUGGUGCAGCUGGCGGACACAACGGCCAUGCGCGUGCUGGUGCUGGGCUGGGCGGUCGCGGUGAGCCUGUCCCGCCUGCUGCUGGCCAGACACUACGUGACGGACGUCGGCUUCGGGCUGGCGAUGGGCUACUGCCAGUACAGUGUGGUGGAGAGACUGUGGGUGACACGGGACCUCCUGCUGGACCUCCUGCUGACGCUACUGGGACGGCUGGCGGGGAUCAUAACCUAUAUAACAGAGCUAUACAUCAGAUAAAGAGAUGAAGAACAGAUAAAGAACCCAAGUAACAGAUAAAAGAAUGUAUAUAACAUAAAGGAAGUUAUAUUACCGAUAAAGAACCAAUAUAACAGAUACAGAACCUAUAUAACAGAAAAAUAAGUUAUAUAACAAAUAAAGAAAGCCUAUUACAGGUAAAGGAAAGUAUAUAAAAGAAAAAGAUAGAUGCAAAAACACACGAUAUUUACAUAUCUGGCAUUCAAUAUCCACUUUAGUCAAAUUAAUAUUUUUUUCUUAGCUGUAUGAUUAGUUCUGGUCCCAUGUGUGUGUGAGCAGACCCCAGCCAUUGAGGAGGAGGAGGUCAUAGUAGGCCUAUUCAUUGGAGAUACAUACAGCAAUAUUCUACCACAAAGAUAUGAUCAUUUUAUUUUAUUCUGACUCCUGUCCUGCAGCAGGUUCCUGUUCUACAGUACAUAUAACAUAUAAAAGGAAAAAAGGCACAUCACACGUCAAAUUGACAUACAGCACGUAACAGGAACAUAGCAUGUCAGACAUCAGACUGAACACACACAGUGGUCUAUAAACCUUCAGUAUUUGCAAGUGUAGGUAUUGACGAGUAACAGUUGGUGCAUUUUUGGAACUGUGUGAUGGAUUGUAAUGCUCUAAUGUGUUGAGGGAUUCCCUUCCAGACUUUGGUGAAAGCAUGCAUGAAGGACCUCUGCCCAUAGCCAUUAUGGUAUGCAGGCACUGGGUGGAGCGCCAUGGCAACUCAUCUAGUGAAAUGCCCUUGGGGCACGUUUUGCAUUGGUAAGAGAGAGAUGAGUGUUUGUGAGGUACUGUGUUAGAGUUGAAAGUGAAAUCUGAUAGCAUGAGCGUGAGUUCAGUGCAGUGGUGUGUCCAUUUUGGAAGAUUACUGUGGAUCUUUGAAGCUUGGUUGUAUAGCCGUGCGAUUGGUUCAGUAACUUCCUCUGUGGUGAGAGACCGUAUUGGUAAACAGUAAGAAAUGUGAGAGAAUACAAUUGCCUGCAGGUAGGUUUCGGAGACAGUAGAGGAUAGGUAUGUUCUAAUAUUGUUAUAUACGUAUGGUUUCUGAUUUAACUUUUUAGUUGACUUGGAUAUAUGGUCCACGGUGUGUGAGGUGUGAGUCAAGUAACACAUCCAGACACUUAUAUGUUUUGGCGAUAGCAAGAUUUUGAGUUUAGAAUAAGAUAUGACUGGUGAAGGACAAAUGAUUUCUGGAUGAGUGGAAAUGUGUACAUUCAACAUUAAUGGUUAAGUGAUUCUCAUUCAACCACUGAUGCAAGUUUUGGAGAUCAGAUGACAGUUUGGAGUUUUUAAAAUGAUGUUGAUUGUUUUUGCCUGUUGGGUUAUCAAAGCAGGGCUUUAUUCUUUCAAUCUGCCUAUCAAAAUUAGCACGUGGACAAUUACGAAUCUUUGUGGUUGAAUAAGAAAUUGUGCGCAUGCGAGACAUGGCCUAAUUGCACAACACAGCCGCUUGCACCAGCCAAAGUAACUAGUGGACUUCCUUGGUCCAACUCGGUCCCAUAUAAUAGGCACUGGUGGCCUGGUAUGAAUGUUCACUAUAGUGCCCUGGUAUGACUGUUAACUUUAGUUCCCUGUUAUGACUGUUGACCAUAGUGCCCUGGCAUGACUGUUGACUAUAGUGCCCCGGCAUGACUGUUGACUAUAGUGCCCUGGUAUGACUGUUGACUAUAGUGCCCUGGUAUGACUGUUGACUAUAGUGCCCUGGUAUGACUGUUGACUAUAGUGCCCUGGUAUGACUGUUGACUAUAGUGCCCUGGUAUGACUGAUGACAAUUGCCCUGGUUUGACUGUUGACUAUAGUGCCCUGGUAUGACUGAUGACUAUUGCCCUGGUUUGACUGUUGACUAUAGUGCCCUGGUAUGACUGUUGACUAUAGUGCCCUGCUAUGACUGUUGACUAUAAUGCCCUGGCAUGACUAUUUACUGGUGGCCUGGUAUGACUGUUGACUUUAGUGUGCUGGUAAGACUGUUGACUAUAGUGCCAUGCUAUGACUGAUGACUGGUGCCCUGGUAUGACUGUUGACUAUAGUGCCCUGGUAUGACUGUUCUCUGGCCAUCAUGCCGCCCACAGAGCAAAGACCAGCAGGUGAGAGUGUCCUAGUAGACAUGCAGCCAUGCAGAGGCUAAAAUAAACCCACCCAGACCAAGAUAGUCCACAGAGAGCAUAGAUGGCUAAUAAGAGUGUGUGUAUGUGUGUGUGUGUGUGUGUGUGUGUGUGUGUGUGUGUGUGUGUGUGUGUGUGUGUGUGUGUAUGUGUGUUUGUGUGUGUGUGUGUGUGUGUGUGUGUGUGUGUGUGUGUGUGUGUGUGUGUGUGUGUGGUUCGUUUUCCAGACAGCGAUUGAACGUGUUGGCAUAUAUGAACUAUCACAUCACUGCAAAGCCUCAGUGACCCAGAGCUGGCAGAGAGAGCAGAGGUCUGGGAACAGACAAUGGAAAUUGUUUCUUUUUUGGUCUGCUGUUUGUAUUGCCUGUGGAGGUGGGGGGGCGUGUUGUCUACCUAUAAGCUACAACUUAAACUGUACGUGAUGCUACACUGAUGUAUUUCUGUUUGCUGAUGACUCUCUUGUGUUUUUAACGGCAUUAACUCACACCCCCUCCUCCAAUCACUAUCUGUCAUACCCAUUUAGAUGAAGAAUAUAUCUUUCCAUUGAGUCACUAUGUGUGCUUGGUAGCCCAAUGGUGGACCUGAAAUGAGCUUAUGUAUUGUCUGUUUACCGGUACAGUUUGGCCCAAUCACUGCACAACCAGACACUUAUAGACAUUGGCUUUUGUCUGACUGGGGGCCCAACAGGCCCCGAGGUGACAUGGCUCUGGAUUAACCCAUGGGACUUCCCCGAAUGGACUAGAGUUCAUUAUGAAAUGACUAUAGAGGAAACACACUCAAUUUGUUCAAUACAGUCGAAGAGUGACACAUGGAUUGAGUGUAUUUUUUAAGGGAAGAUUAUGUUUGUCUUCGGGUAAAACAUUGAGAAUUUCUCAGCAUUAUGCAUUACAUUCUUCGAUGAAAGUUCAACUUUUUCAAAGUUUUAUGUACAAUUAUUUUAAUUUUCCUCUAGGGACUGUCUACACUACUGUGUGUAGACAGGCUGCACCACCUCAUCAAGGUUUCCGUCAGCUGCUCUCUCUCUCCCUAUCUCCGUCUCCCUCUAUCUCUGAAUAGCUAUAUGGAAACUGGAAGAUAAAACUGUUGAUGCCACAAACGGCCAACAGAUGGCAGUACAUAACAAUAAAUGUUUUGCAUAGCGUGCUUUGGAGGCCUAAAUUAAGAGUGAGGGGGAAAAGGUGUUACAAUUGUGGUCUUAUCAAAAUGCCAGCUCUUUGGUAGUGGCAGCUGUGGACUCCAAUAGUUGAAUGUUUUAUAUGCAGUGAUAAUAUGUUGUGGGCCUAUCAAAUUAAAUACAUAAAAUAUUUAUGUUGUUGUUUAUGUCAUUUAUUCGGGAGUUUUUUUUUUCUUUGUAAGUAGAAAACAUUUAAUCAAUUGAGGCAGUGGGAUAGAAAAAUAGAAUCCUAUAAUAAGUACAAAAACGUCUGUUAGAAGAAACCAUACAUAUUAGAUGAAUGUGACAUUGCUCAACAGAGACGAUGCACAGAGGAGCGGGAGGCGGGGCCAUCUUGUCUCAUCUGCGGCCCAGCGUGAUGUCGUAGCUGGUCAUGUGGUGGUUGUCCCAGGCAAACAGCUUCCUCUGGGCGUGGUUGUAGUCCACCAUGCUGUUGUAGCGGUACUUGUUCCUGAAGGGCACUGCGAUGGCGCGGCCCAGGCCCGUGGUGGUGUCGUACACGUGGUUGAGGGUGGUGUUGGUCACGCUGUAGCUGGCCACCGUGUACAGCCGCCCGCACGCCAUGAAGGCGUUGGCCACCGUGUUCUUGCGCACGCCGGUGGUCCAGCUCCGCCUCACCGCCAGGCUCUGGGGGUCCAGCUGGGAGACCACGAUGGCGCCCAUGGCCCUGGGGGUGCUGUAGAUGGCCCAGAGGCCCAGCUCGUCGGCCGCCAGGUCGAUGUCCGUGUAGCCGCCCCAGGAGUAGGGGUUCUGGCCGUGGAAGCCGGCGUGGGGCAGGUCCCGGCGGGCCGCCAGGGUCUCGGAGGCCAGGUCGUAGCGCAGGAGGGUGCGGCUGCGGCGGCGCUGGUAGUAGAGCGCGCCGCGGUACAGCGUGGCGCCCGUGCUCUCCAUGGGCUCAGGGAGCACCAGCACCUUGAGGGGGAAGCCCCGCGAGAACUGCUCGGCGUCCUCGUAGGCGAACAGCUGCCGCACGUCCUUGCCCACGGUGUCGAUGCGCCACACCGUCCGGUUGGUGUACAGGGGCCCCUGGGCGGGCCCCUGGGGGGGCUCGGGGUCCUGGAACCACACGCCGUACUUCCCUGUGAUGCUGUCGGCCUUUCGGUGGAGCAGCGGCUCUCCCACUGACACCAGCUCCCCACAGCCUGGGGCCAGGUUAGGGAGAGGAGAGGGGGAGGAGGGACGAGGCCGGCACCUCGGUCACCUCCGCCUUCAUCUCCUGGUAGCUGCUGUCAGGAACCCUCAGGGCAGCUUCUGAAAAAAGACGGAGAAAGAUCAUUUGGAUGAAUUUUAUAAACUGCAGUACCAACAUUUAUUUAUUUUAAACUAGGUUAAACAUAUUGCAUGAUACUGAGAUCGCUAAAAUAGUAAAUCAACUGAGAGGCAGUUUCAAUCUCAGGUUUCAGUCCGACACAGGAUAGACAUUUUGCUUUACUCAUAUCUGAUCUGAGGCACAUGACCAAGCCCUAAAAUAGGUAGCUGACUGUUAAUAUCUUAAAGAUACUGUGUUGUCAAUUCUCACACCCCCUCACCCCACAACUCCCUCUUGUACCCCCGAAGACUAUUUCUGUAUUUUAGCCUCUACCCUGCACAUCUUGUGCAGCAAUAUACACACUACACCUUCCACCAUCAACUUGUACUCCUUCAACCAUCAACUUGUAAUAUUUCACAAUAAACAACAAACUUUGUGCUAAUUGAAUAAAUCAAGUGUUGCAAGACAAAAUAUUUGACAAGAUAAGAUAAGACAAACACGAUAACAGCCCUCCUCUGUGUCUGAGACGUAUCCAGACAUGGUGGCUCUAGGAGGUAACAGCGACCGGAGGUUAGUUUGGGAGCACUUGUUUCUGGGGGCCCUGGUACGUACUGCCAGAGGGUCCGUGGUCCGCCUGGUCCGGCGGGCAGGGCUUCUGUCUCAGGGUCUCCGCCUCCGCCCCCAGCUGCUCCACAAGCCUCAGCAGCUCCUGCACCCGGCCGUUCAGCUGCUCCUUGUCCCUCUGCAGCUGGUUCUUCUCGCCCUGGGGGGGGACCUGCUCACUGCCGUCGGCCCUGGGCCCCGUUCUGCUGGUUCCACCGCCCCUCUGCCCCCCCACCAGGCGGCUGACCAGGGCCUCCAGCAGGCCCAGCCUGGACAGGACGCCCUCCAUCUGGUCGGCGGCGGCGGCGUGGGGGCAGCCCGUGGGCUCGGCCGGGGCGGCCACGGUGAAGGUGUACUGGCAGCGGCCGUCGCGGGGGUUGAUGGAGCGACCGAGGGAGGCUCCACGCUCCGCGUCCUGGCCGUAGCUCGUCAGAACGAAGGAGGACAGGAACACGGUGACGGACAGCUGGAGCCACAUGGCAGUGAGGCAGGGGCUGAGGAGGAGGUGUCUUCUGGGGUAUCAGUGGGAACGAGGCCGUUUCCUUCUCCACUACCGUCUGUCCACCUUCUGCAGGUACAAAGAUGACCCCUCUUUGGUCCUGGGGACUGUUGUGGCUGUUGUUGUUGUUGCCUCGUGUGUUGUGUGCUUGUCAGUUGAGCCUCCGUCUCAUCUGAAGCACCUCUAGUGCGGGCGGGUCAGUGGCUGUAUGUCAACACUGGCGAUGGAGGGAUAUUUAUACUGUCUUCCAGAGAGGGUGGGCGUGGCAGGAGGUGGAUGACUGGGUCUGAAGGGGAUAGGACUAGGGGCCCCAGCCAGCAGAGUGGACGGGUACAGACAAACAGACAGAGCGUCCAGGUACAUGUCAGACAGUUGACCCAUCUCAUGGAAAAACCCAAUGUUGUGUUUGUUUUGUUCAACCCCCCGUUCCCCCCCGUUAUUUUAUUGUCUCGCCGCUGCGGAAUGUCUACAGAGGUGGUUUUGUUUUGACGGCGGGUCUUUAAGUGUGUACCCUCGCGCUUCCUUCCUCCACUACCCAUCGUCAUUAGCUAAUGACUCCGGCAUGUGUUCCACGUUAGACUAAUCCGUCUAGGAAUGCUUAUAAUGCCGUCACUUUAUGAUGUUCCCCCUUCUACGAUUUCAAUGUGUUUUGCCUCUCCUGUUUGAGUCCCUCAUCAACAGGCAACCACAGAAGAAUCCUCUGUGGCAAAUAUUGUCCCUUGUGCUCUACAGCAAGGCAUCCUCGCUAGUUUACCAACACACACGUCGACACACACACACCUACGGGUGUGGUGUGUUGGUCAUCCCCUGCUGUUGGACCAUCUGUGCUGCAGGGGGGCCUGGCUGACGGCAGGAUGUGGUGCCACGGAGCAUGUCUUUCACAUAUUCUUACCAUAUUUACCAUUGUUUCAAUUCUAUCAUUGUGCCAACUGUAUCACAGCAUCAACCCCUUCCAUUUAGUUUGACUUGUUUGUUGCCAUAACGAUAAUGAAUGUGGUACUGGAUAGGUUAACGUGGGUAACUGGUCCAUGUUGUAGAGUAACCUGGCAGGGCAGGGGUUUUGGCUGCCAAAACACGCACAUGUGCCUCUGCACAUGUCUAGGUUGCAAUUGGUCGUUGUUAUUCAACCCCUAAGCUGUCUGUUCCUAAGUUAUGUAACGUUAUGACUCUGACAUCAUGGCUCUGACUCCCUCUGUGGACCCCUUAAUGUGGACUCAUUCGGACUGAGGACCCAUGGGGCCACUCUGGGCCACUAGCGACAACUUCUCCUUCCCGAAUGUCUUUUAAUCUAGGAAUGCAUGUAAUGGUGAUGGAUCCUCCAUAUUUUUGACAUUGUCUGCUACAGAAUUCAAGCACAGUCUUCAACAGUGCCUCAGUGCGAUUGGUCUUUUGGAUGUAUCAAUCAAAGCAUUUUUGGUUUAAGUGCAUUCAUAUUUGUGAUAUUAUCAGAUAUUGAGUGGGACAACAGAGUAUUCAUGUUUGGCAAAAAACAACAAAAUUGACGAACCUUAAAAAAGAUCCUUGACGGUUGUUUUUAACAGUUUUAUCCAAAGGGGGGAUGUUUAACUGCCAAUUGUUUGAAAAAAAUGGAACAAUAUUCUGCAACAGGAAAGUCUCUGAGAAGGGUUGGCCAUCGUAAUGGCAGAAGGAAAGCUAAGAUGAAAAUAUACGAUUUGAAAUUUGAAUAAAUUGUGUAUGCAGUAUACUGAGUGUAUUGUACACAGUGUGGCAGCAUACCUUUUGGAUGAAGAGAAGCAAUAAAUUAACCAACAUGUUCAAAUGCAACGUAUGCAGGUCAUCUCUCUCAGGCCCCAGACGUACAUUUCCAGGUGCCACACAUGGAAUGAGGGGUAUUUAAAGUAGUUGAUGUAUGAGGUGAGGCAGACGCCACACAGUCGGCCCACUAAACUUUCACAACAUAGUUUCAAUGAAUCACAGCCUGUAGAGCUUAUAGAGCAGCUUAUAGAGAAGCCUACAGUGCAUAUAGAGAAGCCAAUAGAGCAGACCAUA
Molecule: messenger RNA, 9469 nt
Organism: Gadus chalcogrammus (walleye pollock)
Lineage: Eukaryota; Metazoa; Chordata; Actinopteri; Gadiformes; Gadidae
Product: polyisoprenoid diphosphate/phosphate phosphohydrolase PLPP6-like
Exons: 3
Coding region: 987-1826 (279 amino acids)
Molecular function (GO): sphingosine-1-phosphate phosphatase activity
Source: RefSeq, a predicted model, not a curated record